Messenger RNA from Cinclus cinclus, 1056 nucleotides. RefSeq names its product Wnt family member 9B (gene WNT9B). Gene Ontology annotation, biological process: cell fate commitment; neuron differentiation; canonical Wnt signaling pathway. The transcript has 5 exons. Gene Ontology annotation, molecular function: frizzled binding; cytokine activity. Bases 1 to 1056 code for a protein of 351 amino acids. The record is from RefSeq and is a predicted model, not a curated record. Lineage: Eukaryota; Metazoa; Chordata; Aves; Passeriformes; Cinclidae. Gene Ontology annotation, cellular component: extracellular region.
AUGGGGUUUGAGGCUCGCUGUGAAUCUGGAUUUGGGAAGCAGGUAACAGACUCCUGCCUGACCGGGAAAGAAGCUCUGAGCCAUUUCCCAUCGCUGGGUGCCCCGGGGGGCUCCGGCCCGGCCAAGGGGCACCAGAAGCAGUGCGAGCUGCUGCAGCUGUCCCGCAGGCAGAAGCGGCUGUGCCGGAGGGAGCCGGGGCUGGCGGAGACGCUGCGGGACGCGAUCCGCCUGGGAAUCCUCGAGUGCCAGUUCCAGUUCCGCAGCGAGCGCUGGAACUGCAGCCUGGAGGGCCGGCCCAGCCUGCUCAAGAGAGGUUUUAAGGAGACAGCGUUCCUGUACGCCGUGUCCUCGGCCGCCCUGACGCACUCGCUGGCGCGGGCGUGCAGCGCGGGGCGCAUGGAGCGCUGCACCUGCGACGACUCCCCGGGGCUGGAGAACCGCAAGGCCUGGCAGUGGGGAGUCUGUGGGGACAACCUCAAGUACAGCACCAAGUUCCUGAAAAAGUUCCUGGGGCAGAAGAGGAUCGGCAAAGACCUGCGGGCAAAGGUGGACAUCCACAACACCAAUGUGGGCAUCAAGGCGGUGAAGAACGGCCUCAAAACCACCUGCAAGUGCCACGGCGUGUCCGGCUCCUGCGCGGUGCGGACCUGCUGGAAGCAGCUCUCGCCUUUCCACGAGAUCGGGCGGCUCCUGAAGCUGCGCUACGACGACGCCGUCAAGGUGUUCAGCACCAGCAACGACGCCGUGGGGCACUCGGAGCUGGCGGGGCCGCACAGACACGGACACUCGGCCAAGCAGCCGGCCCUGCCCCGUCCCACCGACCUGGUGUACGUGGAGGACUCGCCCAGCUUCUGCCGGCCCAGCAAAUAUUCCCUGGGCACGGCGGGCAGGACCUGCUCCCGAGAGGGCAACUGCGACAGCAUGUGCUGCGGGAGGGGCUACAACACCCAGAGCCGCCUGGUCACCUUCUCGUGCCACUGCCAGGUGCGCUGGUGCUGCUACGUGGAGUGCCAGCAGUGCAUGCAGGAGGAGGUGGUGUACAGCUGCAAGCAGUAG